This is a messenger RNA of Dermochelys coriacea (leatherback sea turtle), 1742 nucleotides long. RefSeq names its product ras-related protein Rab-18-B-like. The transcript is spliced from 7 exons. Gene Ontology annotation, molecular function: GTP binding; GTPase activity. The coding region runs from base 90 to 692 and encodes 200 amino acids. Lineage: Eukaryota; Metazoa; Chordata; Testudines; Dermochelyidae. The record is from RefSeq and is a predicted model, not a curated record.
GGCGGAGCUAGGGCACCGGGCGCCUCUCCCUGUCAGUGCGGGGUGCGGAGGCAGCUGCGCAAGGCCCGGCCUUGGCGCCGAUCGAGGCGAUGGCCCCGCUGAAGCUGCUGAUGGUUGGGGACAGCGCGGUGGGGAAGUCCAGUCUCUUGCUGAGAUUCACCGAUGACACGUUUGAGCCGUACUUGAACCCCACGAUAGGCGUUGAUUUUAAAGUUAAGAAAAUGGUGGUUGAUGGCAAUCCAAUGCAACUUGCAAUAUGGGAUACAGCGGGACAGGAACGGUUUAGAACACUGACUCCCAGUUAUUACCGAGGAGCUCAAGGUGUUAUUUUAGUGUAUGAUGUCACGAGAAAAGACACUUUCACAAAACUAAUGACCUGGCUGAACGAGCUGGAGACGUAUGCUACGCGGAGCAACGUUGUAAAAAUGUUAGUUGGCAAUAAAAUUGACAAGCCAGAUCGUGAGAUAAACAAAACAGAGGGACUCCAGUUCGCUAGGAAACACUCAAUGCUCUUUAUAGAGACCAGUGCUAAAACACGGGAUGGAGUACAAUGUGCCUUCGAGGAAGUGGUCAUAAAGAUCCUACAGACUCCAGGACUUUGGGAUAAAGACAAACAAAAGUGCGGAGUCCAGUUGGAGACUGUAACACACACAGAGGAAGACUUUUGUGGUGGAUACUGUACACUUACUUAAAUUCAUAGAGGCCUGUUCCAUCUGACCAGCUGGACUUUCAGGCAUGUUGCUAAGGGCUUUCAAAGACACAAACCAACUUCCAUUCUGGACACGUGAUUUAUGCUAUGGGGCCAACCCAGAUGGGUUAGCUGCAUACAUUUAUGAGUUUGUUUCAACACACCUGCCUGGUUUUAAAAUAAUAGAUUUGAUGAUUACUAUAUUGUCAAAAAUGGAAUGGAUAUUUAUUUGCAUGAAUCAUGGUGCCUCUUGCUCCGACAUUCUUUGCUCAAAAGCGGUUGUUGCGCUUUUGUACUCUUCUUACCCUCUUAUCUUCCCCUGUGUGUGACAUACAAUUUGAUACUGAAAUUUUGAACUUGCACUAAAAUAAGACUAUAGUGUUAGAUAGCAGCAGAGUGUUAUUCGUCAGAGGGCUAAUACUAGAGCCAAGCUGUCCAACCCACAGUCUUUAUUGAAAACCUUUCAAUUGCUACAGUAAGCGUGCGAGGUCCUCAGGCAGCCAAGUUCCCUUGAAGUGUUGAAAAGACACUUCCCAUGCUGCAAUCUGGGAUAAUCACUGAUUCUGCGUCCCUGGUUCAGGUGCUUUUAUGUGUGGGGACUUCCUCCAAGACCUUUUCCACUGGGCUUAUCCAGAACAUUUCAUCCAGUUCUCUCGGAUCCAAAAACUCAGUUUAACUCCAGCUCAUCAUUCAGGUUACUUCAUUAGGCAUGGAACAGUUCUAUACCCACACUAGCUAGGCCUAGAUGCCGGUGGUUUAGAUACAGGGUGACAUCACAAUUGCAAAUGAUAUUACACACUACACAUUUUUCUAGCUACUAACAUCUAUACUUUUUAAAUGUAAUUGGUUUGGACAUCAUACGGAUCACGUAAGGACCAGUUGCUCUGCAGAUUGUGUAGGGCCCAAUCACUUAUGUCCUCACCUUAGCUACAUUUUAAGCUCAUCAGUUCAAAGUAUUCCCACUUACCUCAGCUAGUCCCAAAACACUGUCUCCAGAAGACAGCCUGUCAUACCCUUGUUUUACAGUUUAACCUUGCACUCAAAUUGAACUAUA